This is a messenger RNA of Symbiodinium sp. CCMP2456, 528 nucleotides long. The record is from the annotation of a GenBank genome assembly. NCBI's taxonomy places the organism in Eukaryota, Dinophyceae, Suessiales, Symbiodiniaceae.
AUGUGCGUACUGCUGUUUGCAGCCUGCUUGUACUCGGCGAUUGCUCGAGGAAGCACAGGGUGGCAAAUGGGCUGCUGGCUGCAUGUGUCGGAAGCAGCUGCGAACCUGAUCCUCUUGUUGCAGAAAGCUUGCAGCAGCAGCUUCCACGAGUUCAAUGCACAUGUGAAGGAUGCCAUGCAGUCCCAAAACAUGGGUCCAUCCCCAAAGUCGGCCAUCAAACGGCACAUCCUUGUGAUCACGACAUGCCUCGCCUGCUGGAUGAUUUGCCAUGACGCGAAUGUCCGACUUGUUGCCAUGGGCGAUGGGCAGAUGACAUGUCAAGUCGCCGCGUUGCCUUGCCUCCAAUGUCUUUAUCGUGCAGCUUGGGUUUUAGGGCUACUGCGUUUGAACGAGUUUGUCAACGAGCUCGUGGAUGCCUUCUGCCGCAGUUGCGCGAGUAUCCCUGAAGGUGUGGACAUAGCCUACAUUCGCUGGGCUCGCGUCUCUGCUUUCACCGGGCAGAUCACAGAACAUUGCCACACAGUAUAA